AAAUCACAAAUAUCGACCCAACAAAGACCUCAAACCCCGAAACUCGCCCAAUUCAUUUCUCAUUUCCCCCAAAAUCACAACCCCCCCAUGGCGAUCGCCGGAAUCCACAAACUCACCCGAAACCCUACACUCUAUCUCCACUCACGCGCCAUCCUAUCACGCGCCACCAUCACCCGCUCCACCACAACAACCCCAUCAGCCAAAGUCUCCGAUCGAAUAGUCAAACUAAUAACCUACGAUUUCACAGGCGAAAGACGCGAAAUUGUCGGAUUAACCGGCCAAACACUCUUAAAAGCACUAACAAACAACAACCUAAUAGAUCCAGCAUCACAUAGGCUGGAAGACAUUGACGCGUGUUCUGCGGAAUGUGAAGUCAACAUAGCUGAAGAAUGGCUUGAGAAAUUGCCUGAAAAAAGUUAUGAUGAAAGUUAUGUUUUGAAACGAAAUGCGAGACACCGGGUUUUGAAUAAACAUUCUAGGUUGGGUUGUCAGGUUGUUCUUACUAAAGAUAUGCAAGGUAUGGUUGUUGCUGUCCCUGAAGCCAAACCCUGGGAUACUCCUUAAAUUUCGGAGCUUUUUUGGGUUUGGAGUAUCGAUUAAUAAUGUCUGUCUUUCGGUCGGUAAUGAUCGUUUACUGAAUGAAUUUAAUGAAUGAAUUGUCUGUUUUGAUGUUUUCUUUUUAUGUAAUAUUGGGCCCUGUUGUUAUAUUUUGGAUGUUGUUUUUAUUAUGGAUAAUAAUAAUUUGAUACUGGAUUUGUGGGAUUUA
Erigeron canadensis is the source of this 766-nucleotide messenger RNA. RefSeq names its product adrenodoxin-like protein 2, mitochondrial. Gene Ontology annotation, molecular function: 2 iron, 2 sulfur cluster binding. Bases 88 to 564 code for a protein of 158 amino acids. The record is from RefSeq and is a predicted model, not a curated record. The transcript has a single exon. Gene Ontology annotation, biological process: P450-containing electron transport chain. Lineage: Eukaryota; Viridiplantae; Streptophyta; Magnoliopsida; Asterales; Asteraceae. Gene Ontology annotation, cellular component: mitochondrion.